AUGUCUGGAAGGUUUUUAAGUGCAGAGGAUCUGUUGAAGCAGUCAAAGAAAUAUUCAGACUUUUCAUUACUAACUUCAUACACUGGAGGUUGCAAGGACUACGAACCUGAUGGGUCCUGGUUUCAAGAAAAGAAGUUGAUAAAAUUUUAUGAAGAGCAAUCUGGUUUGAUGGUAGGAAGAUGGUACGAAGACGUAGGGCAGGUACAACUCACUGCUAACAAGGGCAAGUUCAGUAGAUAUGUAGGUCAGUUCAGAGAUGGAAAACAUUGGCUGAUGCCUGAAGAAGCACUAUUCCUGGUAGACCAGGGCUGUUUGCAAAUUAUGAACAAAGUUGGCGACGACCAUGAUGACGUCAGAAAUAAAAGUAGCCGCAGCAGUAGCAGUAAUGAUGAUAACAAACAUAAAAGGGAUGAUAAUGGUGUUAAUGGUGAUAACCACGAUGAUGAUGAGGAGGAGGAAGAAGAUGAUACUGGUGACGACGACGAUGACGAUGAUGAAGAAGAAGAUGAUGACGACGAUACAUAUCCAAUGAGUGUACAAGAAUGCUAUCACAUCUUGCUGAAUACUCACACUUCGUUCGGUCUCAAUGCUUACCUUGUUUAUUCACAUCUAUGUAAGUUGGGCUAUAUUGUCAUUAGACAUCAAGGCUACAACAUCAACAAUAAAAACCACAACAGCGGCAACAACAACAACAACAUCACCAACAAAUACAAGAAAAACCACAAUAACAUUCACAACAUCGACAACAAACGCAUCAACAACGAUAAUGUCCACAACAUCAACAGCAGCAAUUACGACAUCAACAAAAAUAACAACGACACUAACAACAUCAAUGCAAUCAAGUAUUACGCUAAUAGCAACAACAGCACAAUUAACAGUGCAGAUUGCAUUGAUAUUAGUGUAGAUAAUAGUGCACAGACUACCAGCAUCCCUUCAGAUGAAAUUAAGAGAGAUAGUGGGGAUGAAAGGAAGAGGAAAAGAGAUAACGAUGACGACGAUGAUGGUGAAAAUAUGAUGUCUGAAAAUAAAAUGGCAAAGAAAAAUGUAUGUAACUGUGAUACAAAUGUCAAAAUCUAUAAAAUCAAAGAUAUAGAAAAUGCAUCCUGUGAUGUCCACACGCAGCAGUCGCGACAACAGCAGCAACAGCAACUACUAACGCAACACUCACCACAAGAAAGUACCCUACAUCAGUUUCAGCUGUUUCAAGAGCAUCAACAUAACUCACAACAGCCCAAUCCGUAUUUUCCCAAGCAACAUCUUAGUCAAAAGCCACAAAAGCAACCACAACAGCCACAGAAGCAAUCACAACAGCCACAUCAACGACAGCCUCUACAUCAACAUGGAAAACAACAACCACCAGAAGAGCAACUGCAUCAACAAGGACUUUUUCCAAACGACAGCAUCAUCGAUAAUCUUGACAUAUCUCGAGUGACAGAUGACACCAUGCUGUUAAUGAAACUUUCAUCAUCAUAUUUCCACCAAAAAAGUCAUAAUAGUAAUAAUAAUAACGCUAACAACCACAACAACAAUCAAAGUAAUAGUGAUACCCUAUGUAAGAUUGAAUGCAGUAGUAGUACAACACUCAGGGAUGUUUAUAAACCAGAAGAUGAAAAUAGCAACUUCAUAAAGUUUGAUGUUAGCUCUAUGAGAAAAAAGAUUAAACGAAUUGCUUAUGGGUCGACCACAGAGGCCACAAGAGGCCACCACAACAAAACGCCACCAUCAAAAUUUCGCUGCUGUAGUAGCGUCAACGACUGGACCACAUUCAAAAGCCUAUCAACUACUGAGCGAUUGUUACUCACUGAUUGGAAAGUUCUGUGGCAGGGCGAUAAUGGUGGCGAGAAAAAAGAUGCUGAUGGCGAAAAAGACGGAAACGCUGGUGGUAACGAAGGAGAUGACAACGACGAUGAUGGUUGUGAUGAGGUAGUUCGACCACUCAUCUGCCCUGGUGGUGUUAAUAAUUUAGAUUUGGUUUAUAGAAGUCUGGACAUAAUCAAAAGUGCAACAACCCCUGCAGAAUCAUUUGGUAGUACUGAUGAGAAAAUGAAGCCUGAAAGGCCCAUGUUUGAUGUCUACCAGCCAAACUCCACGUUCAAAAGAUCGAAACCAGGCACUCCUCACAUGCUCGUCUGCUUAGCGAAAAGAAACUUAUUUUUUGAAGAAAUCCUCCAAGUUAUGAAGACAUUGUUAAGCUGACGAAUGAACUACUUACCCGUGAAACUCUACUUGUGUUUGCAUGCGUGCAAGAUGGCAACGUAUCAUUUUAUUCCUACCAAUCUUUAAAUUUGUGCUGUCAAUGACUUUAGAAUGCUUGUUGAAUUUGAUUCUGCAUUGCUUUAAAGAGUUUAAAUAAUGUU
Helobdella robusta is the source of this 2357-nucleotide messenger RNA. RefSeq lists its product as hypothetical. Gene Ontology annotation, cellular component: tRNA-intron endonuclease complex. Gene Ontology annotation, biological process: tRNA-type intron splice site recognition and cleavage. NCBI's taxonomy places the organism in Eukaryota, Metazoa, Annelida, Clitellata, Rhynchobdellida, Glossiphoniidae. The transcript has 10 exons. The record is from RefSeq and is a predicted model, not a curated record. Bases 1 to 2196 code for a protein of 731 amino acids.